Molecule: messenger RNA, 1340 nt
Organism: Pistacia vera
Lineage: Eukaryota; Viridiplantae; Streptophyta; Magnoliopsida; Sapindales; Anacardiaceae
Exons: 2
Coding region: 237-989 (250 amino acids)
Source: RefSeq, a predicted model, not a curated record
UCCAAUGGUCCAAAUCCAGACUUGUUUGAUUAAAAUAAGCCAGUUCAGUUGGAUUGGUGCGUACAUAACCUUCCCGUAGGCCAUAACCCAACUUCAGAUUCACCACUCUCUUCUUCUUAUUCAGUUGCAGUAGUUUUCAGUUUAAGUUGUAGUUGGAACUCUCGUCUCUUUCUCAUUGUUAACAGCGGCUGCUACACACUUCUGCUUCUCUCAAUCUCAUCUCGGCUAUCUCUAUUAUGGACUCUGCAACUUGUGCGGACCUGUCAAACAAAUGCCAAGGUUGUGAAAAAUUGGAUGUUGUUUGUAACAAGGAAGUUGUUCAAGUAUCAGCAAUGUCUAAUGGGUCAGCUUCUCUAGAGCCUAUCACUCCUGUUCCUAAUAGAGAGAUCGCUGAUUCUCCAUAUGACUGUAAUACUCCGCUGACUGAGGCGAAGAGACCUACCAAAGUUCCGUGUUUUGGUGCUAAAACUGCUAGAAAAGAGGACCUAGUUGCAUGUGCUGAUGAUAGCAGCCCCCGUGCUAAAACCGCUAGAAAAGAGGACCCAGUUGCUUGUGUUGAUGAUAGCAGCCCCCGAACACCCAAAGAUGUUGUCUUCGACCCCUUUGCUCCUGGUCCUGAUAACAUGGCAAUGGCUCCCCUCUGUAAGAAAUAUGCUGAGCAAAUGAGGACUAGUGUUGCACGCUGCCUGAAAUUUGAAUCUUCUUUCAGUUUGAUGGAAAAUAAGACUUGUGUUGAUGAUACGGAGUCGAUUUCAGAUGAGGAGAUGUUUGAAUCUGUUUACAAUAAUCUCUUGGAAGCUAUUGUUUCAAAGCAGACUGAGGGCCUCCUAGCUGAAAUUUCAAACACUGAAUGGGAUGCUGACUGUUGCAAGACACCUCCAGCUCCUCACCUAAAUGGAAUUGCUGAAACUUGCCCUGGUGCUCCAGUGAAGCCCUCAGCAAAAUCAAGGAAGAUUGAUUUAGGAUUAUGCAGAAAGCUUGAAUUCUGAUAUAGUGGAUUUGUAAGUUUUUGACACAGCUGACAAUAGUGCAAUCUUGAGGUUUCGAUGCAGAGAAUGACGUAGCGGCAAGCAGUGACUAAUUUUUGCUUUAUUUCAUCAUGUUGUACUUUUUAAACCCUAACGUUUGUUCUUCUAAAUUAUAACUUGUGGCACUGGGAGAAUAUGAGAGAAUAUGUUCCAAGAGAAAACAGUUCUGUCUGCCCGAGCUUCCGGCGUAGUGCUAGCAUUGUAUAGUUGAUAUUAAUCUUAUUUAUAAGUUGGCAAGUUAUUUUUUCUCUGAACAUUUUCGAUGUCCUUUCUCUAUUUUUUGUAACAAAGAAUUAUUUCUGCAUGGUGGUU